AUGAACAGAGGAAGAGGAGGAUUUAGAGGUGGUGGUGGCCGUGGAGGUGGAUUUGGUGGAAGAACUUUCCAACCUCAAGGACCUCCAGACACUGUGCUAGAGAUGGGAUCAUUCAUGCAAGCUUGUGAAGGUGAUAUUGUAUGUCGUUCGAUCAACACCAAGAUUCCAUACUUCAAUGCACCAAUAUAUUUAGAAAACAAAACUCAAGUGGGGAAAGUCGAUGAAAUUUUGGGACCUCUCAAUGAAGUAUUUUUCACCAUUAAGCCAUCUGAGGGUGUAAAGGCUGAAUCGUUCAAAGAAGGAGAUAAAUUCUUUAUUGGACCAGACAAGUUGUUGCCCUUGGAAAGAUUUUUGCCCAAACCACCGUCAGUGGGACCAAAGCCAAAGAGGAAGGCUGGUGCAGGUGGUGCAGGUGGAGCUGGCGGAAGAGGUGGAUUUAGAGGUGGCCGUGGUGGCGGAAGAGGUGGUUUCUCAAGCAGAGGAGGUGCUGGUGGUAGAGGAGGUAGCCGAGGUGGUUUUGGUGGAGGUAGAGGCGGUGGAAGAGGUGGCUUCUCUGGUAGGGGCGGAAUUUCAAAGCCAAGCAGAGGUGGUUUUAGUGGAGGAAGAGGCGGAAGUAGAGGAGGAAGAGGUGGUCGUUUUUAA
Messenger RNA from Lodderomyces elongisporus, 642 nucleotides. RefSeq names its product H/ACA snoRNP pseudouridylase subunit (gene GAR1). Gene Ontology annotation, molecular function: box H/ACA snoRNA binding. The coding region runs from base 1 to 642 and encodes 213 amino acids. The record is from RefSeq and is a predicted model, not a curated record. The transcript has a single exon. Gene Ontology annotation, cellular component: box H/ACA snoRNP complex. Lineage: Eukaryota; Fungi; Ascomycota; Pichiomycetes; Serinales; Debaryomycetaceae. Gene Ontology annotation, biological process: ribosome biogenesis; snoRNA guided rRNA pseudouridine synthesis.